GUAGGAACUCUCAGAAGUCUCAAGAGUCGGGAUAAGCUUGCAUUUUCAGCUGCAACUCAAUUAAUAAUUAAUAGAUCAGGCUUCUCAGUUGGAUCAGCUUUUCUUCUGUUCUUGUUGUCUAUAUAUACAUAGAGAGAGAUCCCGAAAGCUUUACUGGAGUUACGGUUAUUGUGUUUUUGAGGCUGGUUUUUUUGGGGGAUCGAAAUGGCGGAUGAGAUUGACGGAUUGGGGUUUGAGCAGCAGCACGGGAAGUCGAAGGUUAGGGUUGGGAGGGUCUGGAGGAAGGAAGAUGGGCGUCAUUUCUUCGUUGAGUGGAAUGUCAACAUAAGCCUCCUCUCCGAUUGCAUGCCUGCGUAUGUUCGCGGAGACAAUUCUGAUAUCGUCGCCACCGAUACCAUGAAGAACACAGUAUAUGUCAAAGCAAAGGAAUGUAUGGAAGUUCUUUCUGUGGAAGAUUUUGCAAUUGAACUUGGGCAGCACUUCACAUCAUUUUAUCAGCAGGUAACAACUGCUAUAAUCAAAAUAGUUGAAAAGCCAUGGGAACGCGUAUAUAUUGAUGGUCAACCACAUGAACAUGGGUUUAAACUUGGAUCUGAAAGACAUACAACUGAAGUUACAGUAAAGAAGUCUGGUGCUUUACGAGUGACUUCCGGAAUUGAAGGAUUGGCGGUACUAAAAACAACCAAGUCAGGUUUUGAAGGAUUUGUUAGGGACAAAUACACAACUCUUCCAGAAUCAAAUGAGAGAAUGCUGGCAACAGAAGUCRGUGCUUUGUGGAGUUACCCUUUUGAAUCUCUCUCUAGUGUUCCAACAAAGCCUCUGUACUUCACUGAGAGGUACCUGGAUGUGAAGAAAGUAUUGCUCAGCAUAUUCUUUGGUCCUGCAAAAGAGGGAGUAUACAGCCCAUCCGUUCAAAGAACCCUUUAUGACAUGGCUAGGACUGUUCUCAACAGGUUUCCAGAUAUAUCAUCUAUCAAACUAAGAAUGCCAAAUCUUCAUUUCUUACCAGUUAAUAUAUCAAGCAAGGAUAAUCCAAGCAUUGUUAAGUUUGAUGAUGAUGUUUAUAGACCAACAGAUGAACCGCAUGGAACAAUUGAAGCAAGUUUGAGCCGCUCCUGGUCCAGGAUGUAGAAGCUAGUAUGAGUAGUAUCAUUGGCUUGUGCUAUAACAAGCCUGAUACCUGCUCAUAUCUGUGUAUUUACUUCAGUUACAAAACCCACCACCCCUUCUCUUCAGUAAAUUCUGUUUCCAGCUUAUCAGCUAGGACUUCAUUUAUUCUUACACUGCAAACCUGACUUUGUAUAAAGACUCAAGAAGAUGAGGGUACUUAAUAAAGGUGGAGCUUUUAUGUGAA
Nelumbo nucifera (sacred lotus) is the source of this 1354-nucleotide messenger RNA. Its product is annotated as uricase-2 isozyme 2-like. Gene Ontology annotation, molecular function: urate oxidase activity. NCBI's taxonomy places the organism in Eukaryota, Viridiplantae, Streptophyta, Magnoliopsida, Proteales, Nelumbonaceae. The record is from RefSeq and is a predicted model, not a curated record. Gene Ontology annotation, cellular component: peroxisome. Gene Ontology annotation, biological process: urate catabolic process; purine nucleobase catabolic process.